GUAUCAAGUCACAUACAGGUGUUAGCGCGAAAGAAGGUGCGGGAGUACCAGGUUGGCAUCAAGGCAAUGAACUUGGAUCAGGUAUCCAAGGACAAGGCACUGCAGAGUAUGGCUUCUUUGUCGUCCGCACAGAUCGUCUCUGCAAGCGUGCUGCAGAACAAGCUCAACAUGCCUCCAAUCCCACCAGUCUUCUCUGCAGCCUCUAGGUUUUGGACAGCUCCUCUCCCAGGACAACCUGGACCUUCUGAGGACAUCAAACCUUUUGCGCAGCCAGUGUACCAGAUCCAGACCCCAGUGCCUCCACCAUUAACCAGUUAUGAAACCCUGUCGUCCCAUCCUGCGUCUGUUGCUGCAGCAGUUACUACUGCAUCAGUCCCCGUGUGGCAAGAUCGAACUAUCGCUUCUUCCAAAUUACGUAUGCUGGAGUACUCUGCAUUCAUGGAAGUACAGAGAGAUCAAGAAACGUUUAGCAAACACCUCUUUGUACACAUUGGCCAGACGAAUCCCUCAUAUAGUGAUCCAGUCCUGGAGGCUGUUGACAUCCGUCAAAUUUAUGACAAGUUUCCUGAAAAGAAAGGCGGGCUGAAAGAACUUUAUGAGAAAGGCCCACAAAAUGCAUUCUUCUUGGUGAAAUUCUGGGCGGACUUGAAUAGCACCAUCCAGGAUGGCCCAGGAGCCUUCUACGGUGUGAGCAGUCAGUACAGCAGUGCAGAGAACAUGACAAUCACAGUCUCCACAAAAGUAUGCUCCUUCGGCAAGCAGGUUGUUGAGAAGGUAGAGACAGAGUAUGCCAGAUUGGAGAAUGGGCGGUUUGUGUAUCGUAUCCAUCGUUCACCUAUGUGUGAAUAUAUGAUAAACUUUAUCCACAAGCUCAAACAUUUGCCAGAAAAAUAUAUGAUGAACAGUGUUCUGGAGAACUUCACAAUUCUGCAGGUCGUCACCAACAGGGAUACCCAAGAAACCCUCCUGUGCAUAGCAUUUGUGUUUGAGGUCUCCACAAGUGAACACGGUGCACAGCAUCAUGUCUACAGGCUGGUCAAGGACUAGUCAGGGGGGGCCUCCUAACCUGCAAAUGGCUGCCUGUGCCAGAUACCUGUCAAAACAUAGAUGCCAAAAAGAAAAAGGCAUUUCAGUAAAUGUUUUUUCCCCAGUUCAGAACAAAAAUGUAACAUACAAACUGUCGUGAAGCAUGUGAUGAAACAAAAGUGCACUUAAAGGGUUAACCUUUUAAAAACAUGUACUUGCGCUGUGGAAAGACUUUCUCUACACUAACUGUAUCAACAAAAGAAGACGUUGCUAAACUUGCCAUGUUCUUUGGAAACCUGAAGGAAAAGAAGAAAGGCAAAAAGGGGGAAUGUUUAGUAUGUUCCCUGAAUCUAGCAUUUGUAAAGAGUGGUGAAUAUAUAUUUUUUUGUAAAAUGCUUUUCUGCCAAAUUGAAUUAGCUUUUUUUCUGGGGGGAUACUAUACUGAAGGGUACCGUAUCUAAAUAGGAAUAUAUUUUUCCUUGUAAUGUUUUUGCAGAGAAGACUUACUAAGAAAUGCAUCUCAGGCAAUGUUACAUACAUGGGAGGGGAAAUCUGUUGUGAUGUUACGUAGCACUUAACUGCCUCUUGUAAAUAUUAUUCGCCAGGAGGUGUGGGGAAAUUAGAACUUUAGAGCCAAAUGAAACUGUGUGACAUGAAUGCAGUUUUACUAAUUUUUAUUUGAUACCUAAUCCAGUUUUGUGAAUGAAAAAAAAAUCUUAUUUCUUUUAAAGUAGUUCUUCAAAAUUUGUAUGAAGCAGUCACUAAAUAUAUGAAUACAUUAAGAAAUGUGAUGCGAUCCCCUCUAACUCCCACACAACUUGCACACAUGCCUUAUAGAGAGCUAUGAAAAUAUAUUUUGGUACUGUGUUUGUAUAGUGCAGUAGCUUCUAGCAUUUUUUUUAAUUCAGGGUACCCUAGAAGGGAUGUGAAUGGUUUUGUUUUACACAGCAUGCUAGCUAAUAGGUACGAGAUUGUCUUGUUAUUAAUGAGCCCAGCUGAGUGGAGCGAUAACCCUGUUUCAGUGGUACUAUUACAUGCUUUGACAACAUUUGGUGAGAAAGCUGUGAAAUGUCACACCUGGCUGAGUGUCCAUCAGGGACCAUGCUGGAGCUGGAAGGGUUGUCCUGGUUCUAAAGUCUGUGUUCUCCCUGGUAUUUCUAUUGCAUAUGAAAAUGAGAAGCUGAAGAUUCCUCUGGGCUUUACUUUCAUUGUGCAGAAUUUAAAUGGCUCAGCAUUUGUCCCCGUUCUUAAAAUUAAGAGAGGAACCUUCUGAUGGUGCUAGUGAAUUCUGAAGUAAAAAGUACAAGCUCCCUGAAGUGCACUGAUGACUGUUAAUUUACUGGAUGCUAAAAUGGAAGAACUGCAGAUUAUAUGUAGUAGAUUUUUAGGAAAAUGAGUUUGUGAAGUGUCACUAUCUGGAAGCUUUAGAAGUUGCUGUAACUGUCCUGGUAUCUCUGUAAGGUCUUAGCUAGGAGCACUCUUGCUGUGGAUUGAGGGUAGGGGAAAUGAAAUUUUUGCACUGGCAUGUGUACUGUAUAAAAUCCCAGAUAAGUGUUUAAAUAAUUUUAAGUUACCAGAAAAACAUAUACCAGCUGUUGUUUUACUGUUAUAUAUUUUAUACCACUUCUUGUGGCUGACUUGCUUUUUAAACUUAACACCGUGUCCCGUUUGGAGUACCCUUGCUCUCCCAUCACGUCUGAGAGCACUUACAGCCAUGCUAAGUGACCAGUGGACUGCAGUUGGAUGGCCAAAGUAGAAAUGCCAAUUAAUUCAGUGGGUUGCCAGUUGGUGCGGUGGGUACCUCGGGGGGGGGGGGUCUUUUGGGGAAUAUUCGGUCAUUGCCCACCUCAUCUGAUUCUUUGUUUCCACUGACUAUCCCUUAAGUCAGAUUGUUGGCUUUCCAAGUACGUUCUGACUGUUUAACCUGAAGGGCAUUUUUUUUAGGUAUGUUUAACAUGGUCAGUAAUGCAGACAAUAACUUUGUUCAUAGGUGAUUACUAGAUAACAAACCCAGAGGGGGGCUUUUUGUAAGCCUUGCCAUAUGUCCUAAAGGUGAGAUUCAAACCCUGUACCUUGUGUCUGUAAGGUAAAUACCUUAACCAUUAUGCCAACCCCAAAGAAGCAUCAUCCCUGGGUAGCCAUGAACCCCAACCUAUCUGUUAACAGCCAAACGUGCUAACCGAUUGUGCCACAGAGAUGAGAUUGUCAUGAUUGCCCCUACUUCUGUUAAGAAGAAAUUCACCAAAGAAUGGUGCAACACAGUGAGAAGACAUACACAGUAACAAGACCAGAUAAAGUCCUAAGCAGACAAUAGGGCUUACACAUAUAGGGCUUACACAUUAGUCUGUUAGUCCUUGUCCUUUUUUUAUUUUUAAAGGUAAAACUCAAAAGCAUUGCAUAGGACAUUCAAGGAACCGAGGUAAGAGCGACACACUUGGUGUGGAGUACUGCCUGUCUGAGAUGUGUUGCUUUAUCUCGAAUGCUAAAUGUACCUUGUGUUAAUGUCACAUUGAGCUGUCUGCACCUUUUAAAGAAAAAUGUUUUUAUCACUUGGCCAUCAUUGGAAUGUAUAUUGGAUAAAUAAUCUCUGGGGGCUAAACUAAAGUGGAGAGGAUGCAUAUAGCUUUGUACAUUUACAUAAAGUCUGUGUUCCCUAGAGACAUGAAAUGGAUACAGAUCACAGUUUAAUAUAUGGCCUGGUGCUUGCAUUAGUAUGAUGAUGGGGUCCCUUUGUAGCUUUAUUUUUUUAUGGCUGAGCACAUUGUACAUUGUGAGGCUGCGGAAAUGUUGGCUGCCAUGUGUCACUUUGGUGAGAGGCAUAGCUCUCAGUCAGCUGUCCUUGAUUUAUUUUUCAGAACAUCUCUGAGUUUGUCUCGUAUUUUUGCCCUGUCCCUCUUAAUUUUUUUUUUUUCCAGUAUUUUCGUGUAGGAUCACUUCAGUGUAUAAUGCCAGCAUUAAAAAUUUCAGGCUUCUUAUUCUUUUGACCGUCAUUGUUUUCAUAUUUCUCCAUGGUUCUGAGCAAAGAAUUUGAGAGCGAAGGUGAUAGGAACAGGAAUGGAAGGGAGACAUUCAUCAGUACGAAAGUACAGAACACUGAUGCACUAUGGAACAGUAAGCCUCAAGCAAGUCAUUGCAUAGGCCGGCACCCUUUUUGCGUGGGGGAUGUUAUCAGAGGUGAGAUGUCAUAUAUGGGACAUGUAGAUUACAAAAUUAGGUAGUCAUUUACUAUAGAGUUCAUUGAUACUUGAGAAAUAUCAGACAAAAAUAAACUACACCAGACAGAUGAGCAGUCAGAAGCAUCUGUUGGGUGUGAAUACUAUGCUUAUGAUUGCAAAUGCCUUUACUUGGAAAUAGGAAGCAAAGAAGAAAAAAUAUAAAAUUAGAUUUGAAGGGGAGGUGGCAGAGUGUUGCAAGUUAUUCUAUCAACAGAAAUUGUCCUCAUGUGGACAGCUGUGUGCAUUGUCUUAAACUGCUGCACAUUCUGAUUUCCUUUAUUGUUUUCCUGAUAUAUCCCACAGGAAAUUCAUGUAUGCUUGAAAUAUUCCUGCUUUUCGUUGGCUGGGUUCUGUUACCAUCCUUUCAUUAAGUAGAUGUGUCUUCACCUCAUACAUUCAUAAUUCCCAGCUGCAAAUGUUAAGGGUUUAGAUGAGAGACUUACUUUCUACAGUCAGCUUACCCUGCAUAAUAAUGCACUCAUCAGUUCUUCAUACGUAACUGACCCCCACAGAUUUUUCCAGAAGAGUGUAUUUAAUUAUUUAUUUUGUUUAUUCCCCCGGGAUGUGUGACUGGGUGCAGAACCCCUUUUCAGUGGAGGCCAAGGGAGAAAAGUUCCAUUGCUACAAUAUACUUCAAGAUACAAUAUAACUUAACACAAGUAAAUUAAACAUCACUGUCGCCUUUGAUAGUGCAGUGUUAGAAAAUUAUUCACAGUGGCAUAUUGAAUUGGUUCACAUUCCAUAAAACCUUACAAAAUAAAAGUACACAUUCAGACUGGCACAAUUACAAUAUCAUGUUGACAGAGAAUAUAUUAUAUACAAACAUUUGUAGUGGAACAGCUGUAAGCGUAGACAUGCAUGAGCAAAUGUAUAGAUACCUGCAUUAAAGUGGGAGUUAGACAAGGUAUUCAGGAUGUACCAUUUAGUGGGGGGGGGGGGGGGGGCAGUAAACAGAUGUAAUCCAGGAAGCUCGAGUCAGGUCUGGUAUCCCACCUGUGACCCAGAGGGUGACAGGACUAAUGAGAAACUGAAUACAGAGGAUUAGUCCAGAUAAACUCACUUUAGCUAGCAGAUCUAGCAGACACUCUCUGAUGCCCUCCCUGUGGAAGGAAUAAAGACAUCUUGUGAAAGUUUCAAGUAGCUUAUUCAGUUAAGUAGGUGGAUGGACAAGGGUUCUUGUUCUAAUACUUUACAUUCAACAGGUCAGUUAUUUAGAGCUGUUCUUGUUGGUCGUUAUCUCGUGUUGAGCCAUUUGUUAGGGCAGCAUGCCCAGUGCGCUGUGUGACAUCACUUGCUUGUUUCUGUGUCAUUGGUGUUCUUAAAGUGAUUCCUUUGAGUGGAUAACUCCUUGGGGUACCUCUGAGUCACAGAUAGGAUACCAGUCCUGACUCAAGCUUUAAGUAGUCUGUUCAGUUAAGUAGGUAGAUGGACAAGUGUUCUUGUUCUGGUCACAAGUUGGAAUGAGUUUAGUGACUGAGACCACUACUUUCACUUCUGGAGAAAAAAGCAACAAUGUCUGAGGUGCCAGAGAGAGUAUAUGGUGCACGACAACUUGCGACGUAAACAUAACUCAAGAUCUCAUUUUUAUAAAUAGUAAUUUAUUUGUCUGUAAAUGAAAACUUUUUGGCUGGCUCUUUACUUAUCUUUUGUAUUUCAUAAACAUAAAUGUUUUGAAUAAGGGAAAGUCCCUGAUAUAGUGCUUUGUAAGUGUCUGGGAUAACUCUUACAGGCCAGAAUCUCCCUUGUCUUUUCAAAAAAGUUUGAAUCCUUUUCCACCCCAAAGGAGAGUCUUCAUUCAGGAGAGUGGCAUGAAGUCCUAGGGUAAGCGGGAUUCCUCUCAGCUACUGUUAGAGAGGCUUUAGCGGCAUUACAGUCGUACCUUGCCACAUGCCCCCCAGCUUUCCUUCCUUUCUGUAUUUUCCCCUCUGGUAAUUCAUCCAGAAUUUCUUGAGUUUGAUUUAAAACAGCUCCCUGGUAGGUGCUAAUGUGAGCCUGAUAAUUUAAUGCUCCCGCUGACAAGAUGAAACUUUUUCCAUAUCUUUCUGCAUCUCUAGUGUCCCAGCUGAUGUUACAAUACCCAGAGAUAAUGGGCUUUUUUGGGGGAUGUACUAUCAGAGUCUCCCAUCCUGGGAUCUGUAUUAUAUACCUUGUAUAGCUCUGAGUAAUAUUCUGAAGCUCUGUACAAUUUUGCCGUUUACUUGGUUGUAAGGGGCCUUCAUGCCAGUGUGUUGAGAAGGUUUAUUUGGUUAUCGGUUAAUUGCUUCAUUUAUUCAGAAACAGAUUGGACCAACGCACCUGACUGGAAAUAUUUCCAAGCUUUGUCGACAUCAGAGUUAGUCAUAAUGCAUGGAAGUACAGGGACUUCCCUAGCUGCUGUAGGGAGAGAGGGACAACCAAAGCGCAUUACAGAAAGUAAACAUAGAAAAAGAUCUGUUCAAUUAGCUGCCACACAAUAGCAGUCUUAGAAGGCUGCAGCUACGUAGGCUGUGGAUAUUUAUUUAAACUCUGUCUGAGAAAGACGUGCAAGGUUUAGCUAAGACUGGGGCUGACCCAGUCUAGUAUGUUGAGAGUUCUUUUUAAAAGAUAUCUUCUUGUCUCACCUGCUGAAAAUGAUUUUUCAUGAGGUUCUCCAUUUCGGGAAGGCUGUAUUAUAUCAGAGUGAACUUGAAGGAAUGGAGAAAGCUUAUUCAAUAUCUGUAUUAACUAGGUGACUACAUCUUUUUUUUUAACAAGAAAAAUCUUUAUUGAAUUAUCACUUAUGAUUAAGAUGAUCAUACAUUUAUAUAAAGAAAAAAAAACGUAUUUGACUUUUUUUUAGUUGCACACUUUAUAUAUCCCGUAUAAUCUUCUGUAGAUUCAUUGUCAGUCAAACAUUACAUGGCUAAUUACUGCCUUCCAGUAAGCCUCAUUCCUCCUCUUCAAAAAAAAUUCUGCAUGUAUUGUUCCCACAGUUCUCAUUUUUUCUAUGUAAUUUGUUCCUACCCUUUUCUAAAGAACCCACUUCCAGUUCUUUUAGGUGACUGCAUCUUAAAUUUACAAUACCGUCUUUCUUCCUCAAAAUAUUAGGGUUGUAUCUGUUUUAUGUUUUAAGCAAAAGACAGAGAACCAAAUGUUUUGUACAAGUCUGAGGUGUAUGGCUUAGAAUAUUGUACCAUAAGUGGAGCAGCACAGUGUUAGAAGAGAGGGGAAAAUGUGCUUUAUGUUAAAAUGAAGCUUCCUUUUUCUCUGGGUAACUGCAGCCUUGAAGUUUGUAGAUUUAGGAGUUUUGGUAGGUGAAGAUGAGAUCCCCUACAUGGCAGGGGCAGGAGUGGCCUUAGAUCAACUGGUGCCCUAGGCAAAAGGGCUCCACAGCGCCCCCCCCCACACCACCCCAGUGCCCCCAUUCUGGUCUACCUACACCAAAUAAAUACUGGAAAAGUGCCCCUGCUAGAUCGUUGCCCUAGGCGGCCACCUAGUUGGCCUAUGCCUAAGGCCGGCUAUGGGCAGGGGGUAGAGCCCCCUGAGUGUUUUGGCCCUUGUUUCGUCUUUCAUUUUAAAUCCUGUUUUAGCAGUCAGGACUGAUACAUAUGUUAAUUAUCCAGCUUAGUAGAUUGUUUUGUUCUUUCUGUCUCUGUCUCCUUGAUUUUUACUUCUAUCUUUUUGAAGGUUUUCAUUUUUUUUUACCAUUCUUCUGUCCAGAACCUGGUUUAAAAUGGUGCACAAGAACAGCUAGCCUUGCGCUUACCUUUGAACCUAUAUACACUUGAAAAUGUCUUUUAAGAGGAACAUCAGAGGAAACUUUGUAAAUCUAGGUCGAGUGAGGCAAAACCUGAGG
Messenger RNA from Protopterus annectens (West African lungfish), 8055 nucleotides. RefSeq names its product TEA domain transcription factor 3 (gene TEAD3). Lineage: Eukaryota; Metazoa; Chordata; Ceratodontiformes; Protopteridae. Gene Ontology annotation, cellular component: transcription regulator complex. The record is from RefSeq and is a predicted model, not a curated record. Gene Ontology annotation, biological process: embryonic organ development; positive regulation of transcription by RNA polymerase II; hippo signaling. Gene Ontology annotation, molecular function: RNA polymerase II cis-regulatory region sequence-specific DNA binding; DNA-binding transcription factor activity, RNA polymerase II-specific.